AUGCCGUCACCGCUUAUGUUUUGCAUUUUGGCCUUCUCUGGAUGGGCAUUGAUAUCGAUGUUUUAUUUUACUUAUAGAAAUGGCCAUCUCGCUUCGUUACAGCAGAUCAUUGAUUCCGGGAUCUUGCCUGGCGGUGAACGAUUGGAAGCUGCCAUUACCGGUGUUUCAUUAUUGGAUCAGAUUUUGGUGUCUUUUAUACCAUUUUUCUAUCCUAUAGUGGAUGGGAGCACUCCAAAUUUAUCACUUCACUCUGUGAACUUUGCAGGGACUCUCGCGGCCAUCUGGACCUUAGUUUCUCUAGAGGCUAUGAGAGCCGGGAGCAGAGGCCGUCUGAUUGCAAUCCCGUCCUUCUUCGGCAUAAUGUGCCAACUGUGCACCUUUGGCGUAGUGAUGCCCAUAUACGUCACACUACACCUUUUCACCUCGCCGGCAAGCUUUAAUCCAAACAGAGAAAACACAGAUUUCCCUUUUUUCAGAGUGAAUACUUUUCUAUGGAGCAUAUCUAAUGGUUACAUACUACCCACCAUCCUUAUGGCCUUUCCCAAUAUGUCAAAAGGGCUGCUGCCUUCAAAACAGCACGCGAUUGCCUUUUGGCAACCCUGGCCCAUAUAUAUAUCCUUAAUUCAAUAUGUGCUAAGCAAAUUCUCUAUCAUCUGCUCCUGUUUUGGUCCUCAGAGCAACAACAUCACGUCCCGGCAAACAAAAACUCGAAAUGGUUUACGCCGGAUAUAUGCUUUCGCAUUCUCUUGCGCGGCUAUUCCCCACCUUGCAUCCUGGACUAUAUCGUUGGCUGCUUGGGUGUUCCCAACACUCUUUAGUCCAAAGACUGCAUCUACACUAGCCCCACGUAAUGUAUUUGUGAAUCAAUUUCCCUGGUCGUCCGCCCGUCCUGAAUCGUUAGGAGUAGGAACAUUAUGGUUUUUACAGUGGGAUCACUUGAUAGGGGCUAUAGUAGCGCUGGUUUGGACUGCGAUACUCUAUGCUGCUGCCCAUAUUGAAUGUCGAAUUCCGAUCAGCGGCUUUAAGUUAAUGCUGAAAGUGGCCACCUUCUGCGUUGUGGCUGGGAUUGCUGGAGCCGCAGUGGAAUUGAUGUGGGAGAGAGACGAGCUAUUACUCGAUUUGCAGGAUGCCAAAAGGGACAAAACCUUUAAAAGCCAAUAG
Molecule: messenger RNA, 1161 nt
Organism: Coccidioides immitis RS
Lineage: Eukaryota; Fungi; Ascomycota; Eurotiomycetes; Onygenales; Onygenaceae
Exons: 2
Coding region: 1-1161 (386 amino acids)
Source: RefSeq, a predicted model, not a curated record